Molecule: messenger RNA, 1678 nt
Organism: Monomorium pharaonis (pharaoh ant)
Lineage: Eukaryota; Metazoa; Arthropoda; Insecta; Hymenoptera; Formicidae
Product: protein takeout
Exons: 4
Coding region: 165-917 (250 amino acids)
Source: RefSeq, a predicted model, not a curated record
UCUGGAUCAUACAUUUCCAGCCCGACCAUCCUCGGACCACCGUGUCGCCGUAGGUUCAGCGACGUCGGUCUAGCAACCCCGUCGUCGAAUCUCGUCGCUAUCUACAGCCGGAAGGCACUUUUGUUGAGCUUCCUGUCUGCCCGUUUUUCUUAAUUCCGUGAAGAAUGGCAUCAGCGAAGGCAACUUUUAUCAUAAGCCUGUUGGUCGUAGUGAUGAACGGCGUGAUAUAUGCACGAGAUAUACCCGAAUUUCUGCACAUUUGCGACACCCGUGAGCCGCAUUACGAGAAAUGUGUCGAGGAAAGCAUAGAGUAUUUGAACCCGUAUCUUAAGACAGGCGUACCAGAAUACAGCAUCCCGUCAUUGGAACCUCUCAAAUUAAAAAAAUUGACGUUUGCUCCAACGAGCAGUAUACAAGUACAGGCAUCUGACGUCGAAACGUAUGGUGCUAGCAAUUUUGAUGUUAAGAAGAUAAAACUCGAUUUCAACACUAUGCUCUUUCUGGUGGAUGUAGCAUUGCCACAUCUUCAAGUUGAAGGGAAAUAUAACAUCGACGGAAAGAUACUGUUACUUCCAAUUCGCGGAUCCGGCGCAAUGCACGGCAACUUCUCGAAUUGCUUAGGCGCGUGCAAAAUACAGAUGACGAAAUAUCUCGACGAGAAUGGCGAAAUGAAGAUACGUAUCGUGGACUUCAAGAUGAAAAUCUCAGUAGGCAAUGGUACAUUGAACCUAGACAAUCUGUUUGGCGGCGAACGAGCUCUUGGGGACGUCGUUAAUGCGGCCAUUAACAGCAACUUUAAACUAUUUUUAAAAGAGCUCUUGCCAAUCGUGGAAAAAGCACUGUCCGACUCGUUUCACAAUAUUGCUGAUAGUAUUAUUCAACAGUUCACUCUUGCCCAACUCUUCCCCGGCGUAUAGAUUUAUCGGUGAUCCAGAUGAUAGGGCGGGCUGGAAAACAUAAUUUGAAGACCUAUUGCGAAAUAAGAGCAGUAGAACAAAUUAGGGAAAUUUAUUGUUACUGUGACUUUUCGCAACAGCGAAUCUUCUUUUGAGAGAUUGUACAAUGUCACACUAAUUGUAAUAUUUACGUCGUUUAAUUGAUUACAUUUGUUGAAAUUUAACAAAUAUAAUAAUUUUGUUUUUAAAUUCAACAAGGAUGAGGAAAAUUAAACCAAGUCAUGAAACAAUUUUGGAAUUGUAUAAAAAUUUAAUUCUGAACGGAAAACGUUAAUGAUUUGUAAAUAUCCAUAACCGAGUUAGAACUAAAAAAGAAUAACAUAUUUUUAUUAAUUUUACGGAAAAAUAUAAUUGUAAGAAUAUAAAAACAUUUUGUAAAAAAUUUGGAAUGUUUUCUAAAUUUUUAGGUAAAUUGUUCGAACGUGAUUUCUGGAAUUAUUAUUAUUAAAAAAUGGAUAAGUACUAAAUAGUUACUAAACAGUAUUGAACACCUAAAAUUAAAUGUAAAAAAUUAUUAAUUGAUAAAUAUUAAGUAUUUCUCUACAAAUCUACAAAAUUGUUGACACACUAUGUAGCAAGAUGUUUCAAUUCUAAUUAAUUUAUUAUUGACACAACGCGAUUAAAAACUUGGAAUAAGUAUCGGUGUGAAAUUCGAUUAUCGGUGCACAAUACACUGUGCAAAGUAAAUCUGUUUGUCAAUAAAGAAACAAUAAUUUAUAAAA